Molecule: messenger RNA, 1659 nt
Organism: Pocillopora damicornis (cauliflower coral)
Lineage: Eukaryota; Metazoa; Cnidaria; Anthozoa; Scleractinia; Pocilloporidae
Product: techylectin-5B-like
Biological process (GO): platelet aggregation; blood coagulation; fibrinolysis
Cellular component (GO): fibrinogen complex
Molecular function (GO): extracellular matrix structural constituent; protein-macromolecule adaptor activity
Source: RefSeq, a predicted model, not a curated record
AUGCAUCUCUGCGUAACAUUUCUUCUUUGUGCCGUUGCGUACGGCAUUGGCCGCAUUUCAGAGCCAGAUCUGAGAGCUGUUAACUUUGCCGGCAAGAUAGAAGGAAAAAAGCUGAACGGAAGCCUGAUAAGAGAAAUAGAAGUGGAUUCGGAAAGUUCCUGUCAGCUUGAGUGUGUAGAUGAAGAGCGAUGUCAGUCUUACAACUUUGGAACCAUAGAGGGCAACUCAGGGAAAUUCAGAUGUGAGCUAAGCGACUCUGAUCGAUUUGUUGGAUUAGCUAACUUUACCAAGGAUGAACAUUUCAUUUACAGAGGAAUAAUGAGCACCUGCGAGGAAGAUAAUCCUUGCAAGGAGAAUGAGAUUUGUGUUGUUGACUACAAAUCAAACACUCAUGUUUGUAAGUGUAUUAGAGAUUGCCCUAAGAACUGUCUUGACUAUUAUCAAAAUGGUUCCAAAACUGACGGUGUGUACUGGGUUCAACCUGAUGAAGAAGAACCCUUUCAAGUGCUGUGUGACAUGACAACUGAUGGCGGAGGAUGGACCAUCUUUCAAAGGCGCAUGGAUGGCUCUGUGGACUUUUAUGUCGACUGGGAAUCAUACAAAAGAGGCUUUGGAAAUUUGAAAGGCGAGUUUUGGCUCGGAAACGAUUAUCUUCACCGUCUGACUGCAUCUGCCAGCAUGGCGUUUCGAAUUGAUAUGGAGGAUUACGAAGGCGACCGACGAUUUGCCGAGUACACGACUUUUACUGUGGCCGACGAAAGCGAUAAUUAUCAGGUGACAAUCGAUGGAUACCGAGGCACCGCAGGCGACUCAUUGCUUUCGAACAUACCUAUCAGAAACAUGAGGUUUACAACCAAAGACAAAGAUAACGACGAUAAAAACAACGGAAACUGUGCGUUAGACUAUAAAGGUGGAUGGUGCCCCCUUUUCAAUGAACGUGCGCACUUGGUCUUGCGUCAGGGACUUGAAGCUGAUUGCCCUAAGAACUGUCUUGACUAUUAUCAAAAUGGUUCCAAAACUGACGGUGUGUACUGGGUUUACCCUGAUGAAGAAGAACCCUUUCAAGUGCCGUGCGACAUGAUAACUGAUGGCGGAGGAUGGACCAUCUUUCAAAGGCGCAUGGAUGGCUCCGUGGACUUUUAUGUCGACUGGGAAUCAUACAAAAAAGGCUUUGGAAAUCUGGAGGGCGAGUUUUGGCUCGGAAACGAUUAUCUUCACCGUCUGACUGCAUCUGCUAACAUGGUGUCUCGAAUUGAUAUGGAGGAUUACGAAAACGACCCACGAUUUGCCGAGUACACAACUUUCGCUGUGGCCGACGAAAGCGACAAUUAUCAAGUGACAAUCGAUGGAUACCGAGGCACUGCAGGCGACUCAUUGCUUUCGUACUCGAGGCCUAUUAAAGACAUGAGGUUUACUAACGACGUUAGUACUGGUGGAAACUGUGCGUCAAGCUUUAAAGGUGGCUGGUGGUACAACUACUGCCAUAAUGCCAAUCCAAAUGGUUUGUACAAAGGCGGAGGUUACGCACAAGUGUCUAGUACAUUUCAACAUGAACUUAGAGAAAAUAACCAUGGAGAAAGAUGGUUUGGCCCACGAGACAUUUACUUAAACCGUGAACUCCCUUUUGAAGAUGGUGCUGAGCUGAAUUAUGGCCAAUAG